AUGAGAAGUCCUUCCUACAUCGCGAAUGGGGAUGCUAGCUACGAUCCCUAUGCAACAGAUGAUUAUCUAUCCAGUAAAGAACUUAACGACGAACACUCGAAAUGGAUUCAUAGAGAUAAGUUGGCUAGGAUAGAGAACCAAGAGCUUCAAGCCGCCGGAAUUGUCUUACCCAAGCCAAGAGCUCACAGCAGACCAAGGCGAGAUCGUAGCCCAGAAAAAGCAAACGGACGCCGGCGGGGUACUGAUGCAUCGGAGCGUCCGGUUGCGAGGUCUCGAAAAAAUUCGGACCUGAGUUUAGAAAAAUCUAAUGACGUCGAGAGUCCGGGUUGGGACUUGCGUCUCCCCGCGGAGAUAGCAGAGGACCCCGGCGAGUAUUGGGUAACAAGCGAUGCCAGCAAGUCGCGUAUUCCAGUAGCCAAGAUAAGCCCAGCGCCAAUUCCUGUCGACUUCCUCGAGCGAGAUGCGCCAGCAACGCGCAAGCCAGGCUUCCCUAUGCUUGACGAAGAUCCUUCAAUCUCAUUGCCGAAAUCACGGUCACGUAGCGGUAGUUCUAACGCGCUGGAUAAUGUCCCGAAAAUUCAACCUACGAAGCGUGCCGUUACGGAAGGAUCACCUAAGAAAACAACUUCCACCGGAGCUAAGAAAGGCACCGCACCGACUAAAACAACCUCACAAGGUCGACCUAAGACCCGGUCAGGUCCGAACCCUCGUAGUGGUUCUACUACACGACCAACCACCCGAUCCGGCGAGUUGUCACCAUCCGUAACAAAAUCUGCGCCAGAGGGUGAUCCGCCGUGGAUGAUUUCCGCAUAUAAACCCGAUCCUCGCUUGCCUCCAGACCAGCAGCUCCUCCCUACCGUCGCAAAGAGGUUACAACAAGAGAAAUGGGAGCAGGAAGGCAAAUUCGGUAAUAUUUAUGAUAAAGAGUUUCGCCCUCUUAAUGACGAGGGCUUCUUAAAGCCUCCCGAAGUUGAGAAGCCGAAGGAGACCGAGGAGGAACAACAACAACAACAACAACAACAACAACAGCAACAGCAACAACAGGGAGAAUGGCCAUUACGGCCUGGUGCUAAGAGUCCAAAUACGAGCCGGCCCGGUACAAGCUCUUACUCGACGAUGCCCAAGAUUCAAGGCGCACCUGCCGCUAGCCCGCGUUCGGUUCAACAGCCUCAAAUCCAGACUGUUCAAAAUCCUAGAGUACCAACAGAGGUAGAAGAACCCGAAGAAGAGAAACCAAACAAGUCUGGGUGUGGUUGCUGCGUUGUAAUGUAA
Molecule: messenger RNA, 1272 nt
Organism: Daldinia childiae
Lineage: Eukaryota; Fungi; Ascomycota; Sordariomycetes; Xylariales; Hypoxylaceae
Exons: 2
Coding region: 1-1272 (423 amino acids)
Source: RefSeq, a predicted model, not a curated record